CGUCGUGUGAGCUCCCUCUCAUAUCAAUGAAUACUCUUUCACCACAAAUAUAAUAAUCCUGUGUCUUCCUCUACAAAGUUUGUGCAAGGUCAUUCUGAUCUGAGCGUUGUUCUCUGAAAGCUUGAGAGGAUAGAUCAUAUUCAGCUUUCUUUCUCUUAACUCAACCUUUCAGAUCUAACAUGGCAUCAUUGCUUAAAGACAUCCUCUCCGUUCAAGAGCGAUUCAACAACGAUAAAGUGCAUGUCUUUGUUGAGAAGUACUGGCACUGGUCCAUCUACAUAUCGUGUGUUUAUGUGGUGACCGUAUUUGCUCUAAAGGCAUGGAUGGAGAAUAGGAGGAAGUAUGAUUUAAGGACGCCAUUGCUUCUCUGGAGUUCACUUUUGGCGCUCUUCAGCAUUUAUGGCUUUUGGAUGAAUGGUAUUGAUCACAUGAAGCAUCUAUGGCAGAAUGGUUGGGAAAAGAGUAUCUGUGAGUCCACGAUGAUCGACGGUGCCAAGGGGUUGUGGUCCUUCUUAUUCUGUUUCUCGAAAGCACCGGAGCUGAUGGAUACCUAUUUCAUUGUGUUGCGAAAGCAGAAAUUGAUUUUCCUUCAUUGGUAUCACCACAUCACCGUGUUCGUGUAUUGCUGGUUCCAUUACAGUCGACAGAUUCAUGCUGCUCAAUGGUUCAUCGUUAUGAACUACUUCGUCCACGCCGUGAUGUAUUCAUACUAUGCUGUGCGUGCAUCCGGUCGAUAUCGACCUCCAGUCUGGGUCAACAUGUUCAUAACACUUCUACAGCUGAUGCAGAUGUUUGUCGGCGUUGCAAUUAAUCUCUUCGUUUACUAUCAAAUGACCACUGAUCCGAAUUGGAACUGCGAUGGAAAAAUCGAAACUACCUAUCUCUACGUGUAUUGGUCGUUCCUGAUGUACUUCAGUUAUUUAUUGCUUUUUGCCCAUUUCUUUUAUGGUGCAUAUAUCUCAAGGAAGUCACGGUCUAAAGGAACGAAACAAUCCGCUGAUGCAAUCAAGAGUGGCGUCAAUGGGUCACAAAACGGACACUUCCAGCAUGCAAAAGGCGUCACAACUGUUGACAAGAUAAAUGGACAUUUGUCUAAUGGGAAUUCGAUAGAUAAUGAACCAGAACUAAGACGACGAAUGCUCAGGCAGCAUUGAGAGAUGUAUUUUAUUUUUCUAUCUGUUUUUGUUGUUGCUCUUUACUACUUAAUUAGAAUAAUUAUGUGAAAGUUUCAGUGCAUGUCUUUUUUCAAGAGAUAAAAGUUGAGGAAAUGGAACUAGCCAA
Molecule: messenger RNA, 1281 nt
Organism: Halichondria panicea
Lineage: Eukaryota; Metazoa; Porifera; Demospongiae; Suberitida; Halichondriidae
Product: very long chain fatty acid elongase 6-like
Exons: 4
Coding region: 180-1154 (324 amino acids)
Biological process (GO): fatty acid elongation, polyunsaturated fatty acid; fatty acid elongation, monounsaturated fatty acid; sphingolipid biosynthetic process
Cellular component (GO): endoplasmic reticulum membrane
Molecular function (GO): fatty acid elongase activity
Source: RefSeq, a predicted model, not a curated record